Vicia faba (fava bean) is the source of this 1539-nucleotide messenger RNA. The record is from the annotation of a GenBank genome assembly. NCBI's taxonomy places the organism in Eukaryota, Viridiplantae, Streptophyta, Magnoliopsida, Fabales, Fabaceae.
AUGAACCCAGAACUCCCAAUGCCUCCAUCAACCAACCCACCCCAAGCACAAAAAUUCUCUGUUCAAGUAGACUCAGAAAACAAAUCCACAGAAUUCAAAAUCCACUCAAUAGCCAAACCUCACAUGCUAGCGUUCCAUCUCUCAUGGUUCUCAUUCUUUGCAUGUUUCGUUUCAAGCUUUGCAGCAGCACCACUUGUUCCUAUAAUCCGUGACAACCUUAACCUCACAGCAACAGACAUAGGAAAUGCCGGUGUCGCUUCCGUUUCCGGUGCCGUUUUCGCAAGAAUCGCAAUGGGAACAGCUUGUGACUUAGUCGGCCCUCGUCUUGCUUCCGCUUCUCUCAUUCUCUUAACUUCACCAGCUGUUUACUUCACCUCCAUCAUUGAUUCUCCUACAAGUUUCCUUCUAGUCCGUUUCUUCACCGGCUUUUCUCUAGCCACGUUUGUUUCUACUCAGUUUUGGAUGAGUUCCAUGUUUUCCACCACCGUUGUUGGUAGAGCAAACGGUUUCUCAGGUGGUUGGGGUAACCUGGGUGGAGGCGCAACACAACUCAUCAUGCCACUCGUGUUUUCUCUCAUUCAAAACAUUGGUUCAACAAAAUUCACUGCAUGGAGAAUAGCUUUUUUCAUACCUGCUUUUUUACAAACCCUGACAGCGUUUUCGAUAUUAAUAUUCGGACAAGAUUUACCCGACGGAAACUUUCACGGCUUGAAAAAAUCAGGUGAGAAAGCAAAAGAUGAAUUCUCAAAAGUACUUUACCAUGGUGUAUUGAAUUAUAGAGGUUGGGUUUUAGCUUUGACUUAUGGAUAUUGUUUUGGAGUGGAGUUGACUGUGGACAAUAUCAUAGCUGAAUAUUUUUAUGAUAAAUUUAACCUUAAUCUUGGAACAGCUGGGAUAAUUGCUGCGAGUUUUGGUUUGGCUAAUGUUUUUUCUAGGCCUGGAGGAGGGCUUAUUUCUGAUUUGAUGGCAAAGAGAUUUGGAAUGAGGGGGAGGUUAUGGUGUUUGUGGAUUUGUCAAACGUUGGCUGGUGUUUUUUGUGUGCUUUUGGGACUUGUUGGAUCUUUGAAUCUUUCUGUUCUUGUUAUGAUUAUUUUCUCUGUUUUUGUUCAAGCUGCUUGUGGAAUGACGUUUGGGAUUGUUCCUUUUGUCUCAAGAAGGUCAUUAGGAGUAAUAUCAGGAAUGACAGGAGGAGGAGGAAACGUAGGUGCAGUUAUAACCCAACUAGUAUUCUUUAAAGGAUCAAGGUUUUCAAAAGAAAGAGGAAUAACACUAAUGGGUGCAAUGAUCAUAGUAUGCACUCUACCAUUAUUCUUAAUCUAUUUUCCACAAUGGGGUGGCAUGUUAUUUGGUCCAUCUUCAUCUAAAAAUGUCUCUGAAGAAGAUUAUUAUUUAUCUGAAUGGAACUCAAAGGAAAGAGAAAAAGGCUCUCAUCAUGGAAGCUUGAAAUUUGCUGAUAAUAGUAGAAGUGAAAGAGGUAGAAAAUUUAAUAUUUCAACUAGGCCUUCUGAAGAUGUCACGCCACCACAACAACAUGUUUGA